This is a messenger RNA of Physeter macrocephalus (sperm whale), 6560 nucleotides long. It is a transcript of the gene SMPX, whose product is annotated as small muscle protein X-linked. The record is from RefSeq and is a predicted model, not a curated record. Bases 224 to 484 code for a protein of 86 amino acids. Lineage: Eukaryota; Metazoa; Chordata; Mammalia; Artiodactyla; Physeteridae. The transcript has 5 exons. Gene Ontology annotation, cellular component: muscle tendon junction; M band; costamere.
UCCCCUCCAGCCCCGAGCCAGGAGCAGCUCUCAAUACCGGGUGAGGCACGGAGCACUUGAGCUAUUUCAGCCACAUGAAAAGCAUCGGAACUGAGAUCGCAGCUCAGAGGACACCGGGCGUCCCUUCCACUCACUGAGGAGCCUUGUAUUCUUGCACCUGGCUGCCUGGAACUUUCCUCAGGCAGGAAACAAGUACAUAAACCAGGGAUAAGACCUUGUCGAUAUGUCGAAACAGCCAGUUUCCAAUGUCAGAGCCAUCCAGGCAAAUAUCAAUAUCCCAAUGGGAGCCUUUCGGCCAGGAGCUGGCCAACCCCCCAGAAGAAAAGAAUGUACUCCGGAAACGGAGGAGGGUGCUCCUCCCACUUUGGAUGAGGAGAAGAAGCCAAUUCCAGGAGCUAAGAAACUUCCAGGACCUGCGGUCAACCUAUCAGAGAUCCAGAAUAUUAAAAGUGAACUGAAGUAUGUCCCCAAAGCUGAACAGUAGUUGGAAGAAAAAAGGAUCCUCUUUGAAACAGCCACCUUCUAAGAAGGACAACAACCAGAAAGAAACCUCUUAUUCUCUAUCCCUUUUCAAACAGUUAAAAAACAACAAGGCUUGUCAUCUCUGAUCAACGUUAACUCUCAUGAGACAGGACGACUUUCUCCCUGCCUGAACUGUUUUUUGCCUAAUGGGGCCCACUCCUUCGCCCUCUGACAACCUACCUUCUCUCCUGAGUUCCAUUUAUAGUAGGGUUUUAUUAAUGGUUAAAUCAUUAGGAAUGGGUCCUUCUUCCUCCCAAGGCUUAUUUCCCCUGUUCAAUAAAUUAAGCCAUGGGAUCGGAGAAACUGUCCAUUUCUGCUUUGUUUAAGCUCAGAUUCUUCCUAGCCCACCAAAUACUGCGCACUGCCAGGUGAGAGCCCGCCCGGCAGUCUGUGGUCACUUGUGAUUUGUCUCGUAUUUAGUUCUCCAAGUAAAGUGGGAGGCCCGUGGGAAUUUUCCUAAGCCCCUGCUGGAAGUCUGAGAUCUGGAGCAGAGAUCCUUCGGUGGGGAGUCCCUGGGCCUUUGCUGAUGGUGAGGGGCUGCCUUUCCCAAUCCUCAGGCGAGAGCCCUUGGAUAAGUGCUGUGAGUUUCUGAAAUGUUUGACCUCUCUUUCACCUUGAAAGAAGGUUUGCAAACUCCAUUCAUCCACCAUGCUUGUUGCGGCCACGCACAUGACCUCACCGAACAAUCAGAGCAUUAAUAGCCCACAGGUGUCAGAGUGACCUGUGCCCUUCACUCCUUAAAGCCUUUUCUCCCUCGUUUUUCGUCACCAGAGCCCUGCAGUAAACAGGUUUUUUUAAAAAGUAAAAACACAGAAGUGGUCAUGUCACUGCCCUGCAGAACAGGCCUCAGUGGCUCCCCACUGCCCCCAGGGCCUGCACCAGCUGGCUCAGACUCACCAGGUUCUCCCAACUGGCAUUUCUGCCCACCCAGGGCAUUCCUUGCUCCAAGCCAGUUCAGGGAGGUGUCAUGCUGACUCUAGGCCUUUAUACACGCUCAGAAUAUUAUUUUCCAAUCUCUCUCUCCUCCCCUACCCAUGAGCGGGCUAACUCCUACCCAUCAUUCAGGUCUCAGUUUAAAUACAAUUUUGGAAAAGUCUUUCCAUAGCCCCUUAAACUGGAUAAAGCAUCCACAGCUGCCUUUGUCCCAUCACAGCUGCACCCAUCACCAUGGAGGAAUGGAUUGCCAUCACUUAUUUUCUUGUCUGACUUUCCUUCUAGAUGUUCAGUUCCAUGAAGGGGGAUAACUUGCCCACUAGUGUAUCCACAGUGCCUACCUAAUACAUUUUCUGGCAUGUAAUGUAACCAAAAUAAAACCAGGCAUCUGGUUUCCACCUUUAAGACCAUUUAAGCACAUUUAAGCACAGAGCCUCCUCCAAAAGAAACAUAAAUUGAUCACUGAAAGCGGUGUCAAAAUGGAAUGCAAAUCUUCACCUACGAUUAACAUUGUAAAGUGACCUAAACAUUCUUGAUUCAUUAUCAGCCUGAAAGUCCUUCAUCCUAGAGACUUCUUACCCCAAAUGUCUCUUCAUUCUUUCCCGAGAAUCCGGUUAUCCGAUUGCCCCAGCCCUUCUUUUUUCUGUAAUUUCAACUCAAUUCACUGCUUUCAGCGCUCUCCGCCCAUUUAGACCUCCACCAACCAUCAGCGCCACAAAUAGCUUGACGCCAAGACAACAAAGUCUCAGUCUUGCUUGGAUGGCAGAGGAGGAGGGUAGGCACGUAGAUCUAUAAGCUUUUUUGGGUCUUCAGCUUGGAGUAAUAGUAACAGUUCACAUAUUUAUCGAGCAUUUACUAUGUGGGAAGCACUCUGCUGAACACUUUAAUAUGUUAUCCUCACAACAGCCCUGGGAGUUUGGUACUGUUACUUUCCUGUACUUAAUAGAACACUUACCCAAGGUGAAGCAGCUAGAAAGCAGGAUUGCUGGGAUCUGAAAGCAGAGUCUGCACUACAAUGUCUCCACAGAAGGCACUCGGUAAACAGUUGAAUUUAUAGACAGGGUCCACCUGGGAAGCAGCUUGGAGGCUGGCAAGGCAAAGGGUGUUGAAGCAAUUUCUCUGAUGAAUUCAUUGCCAGCACACGUCAAAGCUUUAUUUCAAAGCUGCUUAAAGAGGCUUCAAAAAGCCACUUCAAAAACUUGGAAUAGGAAAAAAUGUGGUUAGAUAACAUUGUUAGACUGGGUACAAGUGGUCUUUAAACUCUGACACAAGGCUAAUUUAGUGAGGCAGGUAAAUCUAAUUUCCCACAAGGGGCUCUUAAUCUCAUUAAAGUUGAUCAGAAAAAAAUCACUCAUAUGUUUUAUCAGAAAUGCUUCUCAGAAGGGACCACUCAUCACACCAGAGCAGACAGCCUUCCAGCUCAGGUUUGGGAUCAUUUUUGUUCACAGAACCAGCCCUCUCCAGAGUGGGGUUUCUCACCCUCAGCACUAUUGACAUUUGGGCCAGAUAACUCUUUGGAGUGGGGGUUGUCCUGGGGCCUGUAGGCUGUUUAGCACAUCCCUGGCCCUACCCACUAGAUGUCAGUGGCACUCCCUCCUCCUGGUUUUAAUAACCAAAAAUGUCUCCACAUAUCGCCAAAUGGCCCCUGGGGGGCAAAAUACCAUCCCUUUCAUUGAGAACCACUGCUCUAGACCCUCAAUUCUCAAAGUGUAGUCCAUGGGCCAACAGCAACAGCAGCCCUUGAGAGGCUGCUAGAAAUGUACAACCUCAGGCCCCAUCCCAGGCCUCCUGAGUCAGAAUCUGCAGUUUAACAGGAUCACCAAGUACUUCCUCUGGACAUUAAAGUCUGAGAAGUGCUCCUAGGCCAACGGUUCGCAACCUUGGCUGCACAUCAGAGGCCUGGGAGCUUUAAAAAAUACUGAGCCCACCCCCAGAGAUGCUGAUGUCAUUGCUCUGGGGCAGCCUGGGCCUCGGAACUUUUAAUAACUCACCAGAUGAUUCAAAUGUGUAGCCAAGUUUGAGCUCCUGUUCUGGGGGGUUAAAAAAAACUCACCCCCUCCCCAACUUUAGGAGUGAUUUACCACAGCUUCUAAAUAAGACCCCACAUCUCCAAGGCGAUGCUUUUCUUUCCAUGAACAUCCUUCUUUUUUGACCUCUUAUCACUUUUAAGGUGAUAAAAUUAAAGGCGUUUGAUGAUGGCUUCAAAAGGGAGGAUUUGGCUAUAACUAACUUUAAAAAUAAUGUUUGGGGGCUUCCCUGGUGGCGCAGUGGUUGAGAGUCCGCCUGCCGAUGCAGGGGACACGGGUCCGUGCCCCGGUCCGGGAGGAUCCCACAUGCCGCGGAGCGGAUGGGCCCGUGAGCCGUGGCCGCUGAGCCUGCGCGUCCGGAGCCUGUGCUCCGCAACGGGAGAGGCCACAACAGUGAGAGGCCCGCGUACCGCAAAAAAAAAAAAAAAAUGGUUGGAAUGAUUUGGGGAAAAAAAUGAAGGCAUUGAUUUAAGCUUGCCCAGAUAGCUUUUAAAAGAAGAGCCGUCAAAAUCAUCCCUCAAAAUCUUGCUAAUUAAAAAUCAAUUCCAUAUGUGAAAAAAAACCCAAACAUUAAAUGGUGAACUCUAUCAAGAAAACUGUUUUACACGAAGUGUACAAUUGUAUAAAGAGCCCAUGCAAAUUGGGAAGCAAAACAUUAACACCUUAAUAGAUAAAUAAAGGAAAUGACCUCACAAUUCACAGAAGUAGAUGUAUAAUUAGUAGAGAAGCCAUGAGAAAAUAUGCCUCACUAGUACUCAAAGGGGGAUACUCAAUGAAAAAAGAGUUAGCAAUUUUUCUCUUGUAAUAUUCAUGAAAAUAAGUGGGAAAAUGAUCAUGAAAUGGACACUUGCUCAUUCCCUCAACAGAUAUCGUCUUCUGUACAGCAGGCACUAUGCCAGUCUAGAUGAUGAGGGUGUGGGGCUUAGUAAAUGGAGAAAGAAUCCAGCCAUUGUGGAUUUGUAUGUCCUCCAACCCACUUAGGCCUUGAUGUACGCCAUCCUAAAGAAAACGUGUGGGAAAAGUUUUGUUCACUUAUGAUAGCAAAAUUGAUUAAGAACCUGUGUCCAACAAUAGGAUUAUGAUUAAUUCAACUCUCAUAUAUCCACCUGAUGAAAUAGUAUGCACACUAUCUGUGCUAUAAUGAAUGAUAAAUGAAAAAGAAUACAAACAGUAGAAAACUGGAUAAAUGAUUCAGUAAUCACGUAAAUUUUGAAAUGCUACAUGCUAUCAUCCUCACACCCAAUAUACACAAUAUAUAUUUGUAUAUUUAAAGCUCUGAGGAGCUCUAAAACUAAGAAAAUGGUUUAUCUGUGCUUAACCCCGUAUUCCUCAAUUUAUCUGACCAUGGAAAGAUUUUUUUCCCUCCCUUCCCUCCCUUUCUUUCAAAGGUGAAACUUGCUUUAUCGUCUCUUGGAACUAGUAUUUCUCAAACUAACAAAACCUUGACAAUAUAUUACUGGCAUACAGGGUAGUAUUUAAGAGUUAUGUAACAAAAAGAGCCAUACAUGGGUAUAUACGUACAUAAAAAAAUUCAUGAAGCUGUUCACUUAAGAUUUGUGCAUUUUACUCUCUAAAAGUAUUUUAAAAACUCUACUAAAUUCUGACAAGGCAAAAAUAUCUUUUGAAAUUAAAAUUGGAUGUUCAUUAGAACAAGUACAAGAAUGCCAAGUCAAAUUAUUUUUACAUUACAGAUACAUUUCUAUGUAUCAGUUGUUCAUGCAAGGUGCCUCUAAUACCGUCAACAUGUAAAGAUUUAUUGUAGGGGCUAAGAGCUCCAGACAGGCUUUUAAUCCUGGACCAGCCAUUAACUAGCCGUGUGACCUUGGACCUUCACCUUGGAUUCAACCCCUCUGGAUUUUAAUUUCCUAAUUUCUCUCUCUCUCUCUUUUUUUUUUUUUUUUUUUUUUGGCUGUGCUGCGCAGCUUGUGGGAUCUUAGCUCCCUGGCCAGGGGCUGAACCCGGGCCCUCGGCAGUGAAAGCAUGGAGUCCUAACCAGUGGACCGCCAGGGAAUUCCUUAAUUUCCUAAUUUAUAAAAGGAGGAGCAAUAAGAAAACUCAAGUUCCAUUCAUCUUCGAAAACAGUUUUACUAUUUUAGAGGAUUAUAAAGCUUUCAUAUCUGCCUGAUGGUGUACCAACGGCCAGGUUUUUAAUUUGAAUACUGAGACUAUGGACCACUGACUACCAUAAUAGUUACUGUAAAAAUAAACAAACAAAAUGUCAAUCAGCUCUAAGGGGAUCUCUGUGACAAUGUGCUUUCCAGGAUGUCUUAUUAGAGAGAGACAGGGAGGCCUACAUUUAUUUCAUAUGUUAACUUUAUGUCAAGAAAUUGCUUUUCCUUUGGAUGUCCUACGACCUCUGACUGCCAGAGACCGUGCCAGACAGUUCUAAGAGGACACUGGGUAUUUCUGAUGUAAGCGCCAUUGUCCCUAGGUCUCAAAUGCUCAAGCCUAAACAACACAAAAGGGUUUUGCCAUCUUUGGAGCCUCUUGUUAAGACAGCAGUCUACUCGACUUGUUCAUUACUUUGUCUACCUCUGUGCGUUAUCGAGCUCUGCUUUACUAGGAAGUCUCGGGCCAGUGUUUCUCCAGUAAAAUCUGUGGCCCCUUUAGAAACAGGGUGGUCUGUGCUCUGACAGAUGGAGAAAUUGACCACAAAACUAGCAGCCACCAGUGGUGGCUGGUCUGGGAUUAUACCCCUUAUUCCACCAAGAUCUCCCCAAACAAAUUCAAUGUUGUCUCACCUGCCGGACCCUGACUUGAUAUCCAAGGCAACAAACUCUCAAUACAGUAGGAUUAAAAAACCCCUUUUGAGCUUAUUUUUAAUGAUUUGACCUGGACAUGCAAUUUGCCUUCUCCUUAAGGUCACUCAAAUUCUCCUCACCCAGCACGUAACACUGUUGACUCUGGAUUUUAGGUGCAGAAUUUUACCCCAAAAAUGUCCUGCUCUGUGUCUUUCUGCUCUUCCCUGCUUUUACUAGUUAUUGGUAGAAACACUUCCGUUUUUAUUUUAGCCACCAAAGGCUUCAUGACACACAAAACCCAAUUUGGGUGGAUAUUUUGCAGUUUAAGAAAAAAGUU